AUGAAGUGGCUUCGCUCAGCCGAAAUGGAGUAUAUUUCACUCAUUGUGAAUGAAGAUGCAGCCCAUGACUGUGUCCAGAAGCUCGGUGACCUUGGUGUCCUUGAGUUCACGGACCUUAAUACAGAGCUCACGCCAUUCCAACGUCGUUAUGUAAAUUACGUGAAACGUUGUGAUGAAAUGGAGCGAAAAUUACGCUAUUUCGAAGUGGAAUUGGCAAAAUUUAGUAUUUUACCCAAAUCCGCGGGCUCAAUUGAUCAUUUUAUAGCUGGUUCAGCUGAUAUUCGCUAUGGAUCGCAGGAUACGGCAACUCGGGCAUUGGAUACACUUGAGAGAGUGUUGGAAGACAAGGAACAGGAACUUCUUCAGCUGAAUUCAAUGCAUGAAAAACUUACGAGGGAGUACAAUGAACGCAAAGAAUUGCAAGAAAUAAUCAACCGAGCUGGUGAAUUUUUUGAAAUUGAGAUUCCAGAAGUACAGACACGGCGUGCAUCGAGGACGUCCUCACGGUCAGGAGGUUACAGUUUUGUGGAUUCGUCAUCAGGAGCAGUUGUGGGAGAAGAUACGUCGUCAUUGCGGUUUCGGAAUGUGACAGGGGUUGUACCGGCUGAUGAACGUCUCAAGUUUGAGAGAAUGAUCUUUCGGACAACGCGUGGGAAUUGCUUGACACGAUUCUCGCCGAUUGAAAUGCCAUUGAUUGACCCGAGCAAUGGCCAACCACUUACAAAGCACGCCUUUGUCAUCUUUUUCCAGUCGACAUUUAUUGAAAAUAAGCUACGCAAAAUUUGUGAUGCUUUCCAUGCAAGGUUGUACUCAUUGCCACCAAUGGAGGAUCGCGCUGCUAUUGCACACUUGAUCCAGAGCAAUGCUGGAGAACUGAAUCAGAGCAGUCACAUUCUACGCCGCAAUCGGGAGAGCUGUGUGCUACUGUGUCGUGACCUGGCGGAGACGAUCGAGUCAUGGAAGUGGUCUGUGUUACAGGAGAAGGCGACGUAUCACGCACUCAACAUGUUCCGCGCUGACGUGAGUGGUAUGCUUCGCGCUGAGGGAUGGGUUAUUAAAGAGGCCCUAGCGAGUGUUCGCGCUGCUGUUACGCGUGCCCAUACAACGGCUGAUGACAAGUCGAUGCCGUCACUUGUGGAUAGAGUAUCCAAGCCGUGGCCAACACCGCCUACAUACUUUGAGACGAACAAAUUUACUGACGCGUUUCAGAACUUUGUGGAGACGUACGGAUGCCCUCGUUACCGCGAGGUGAACCCGUCAGUAUUUACUGCUGUGACGUUCCCGUUCCUGUUUGGUGUCAUGUACGGUGAUAUUGGUCACGGCCUAUGCGUGCUGCUAUUUGGACUAUAUCUGAUCCUAACGGAACGUCGUCUCGAGCAGCCGGGAAGCAUGGGUGAAAUGACGGCAUCAAUUUACGGUGGACGAUACAUGUUGUUUUUGAUGGGUGCCUUUGCCAUUUAUGCUGGCAUCAUCUACAACGAUUUCUUCUCGUUGCCGCUAAAUCUGUUCGGUUCCAAGUUCGCGUACCCUGAUUGCCUCGAGUCUCACGAUCGCGAGGUUAAGUGUGUGGCUGAGUACAUGAUUGACGGCCAGAUGACGUACGUGAACGCUACGGACGUCUCUAGAGGCGACAACGUGUACGCCGUUGGAUUGGAUCCGGUCUGGAAGACAUCUUCGAACGAGUUGCUUUUUUUCAACUCGUUCAAGAUGAAGAUCUCUGUGAUUUUUGGCAUAGUCCAGAUGACGUUCGGUAUCCUUCUCAAGGGUUGGAACAACUUGUACUUCAGUGAUUACUCGACCUUCUUCUUCGAGUUUGUACCGCAAAUCGUGUUCGCCGUCUCGCUUUUUUGCUACAUGAUCGUGCUUAUUGUGAUGAAGUGGAGUAUUGACUGGACUGAGCGCAUGAAAUAUGAGGUGUGCCCAUUUAACUUUGCUGGUAAACAGACUGGCUGUCGCCCGCCUUCGCUUGUGAACACGCUAAUUAACAUUGCAUUGGCACCUGGCAACGUUGUGGAUCCACUUUAUGAGGGCCAACUUGAGACCCAGCAGAUGUUGCUCACGAUGGCGCUCCUGUCUGUGCCGGCAAUGUUGUUCAUCAAGCCUAUUUACAUGAAAUUCCAGAACGAUCGCUCUGCACCGCCUGUGAGUCACCACGUAGACUUUGAUGACGAAGCUGAGGAGCGUAUGGUGUCACGCCACCAUGGCAACUCUAGCGGUGGUGGCCACGGUGAAGAGUUUGAAUUUGGCGAAGUGGUCAUCCACCAAGGCAUUGAAACCAUCGAAUUUGUGCUGGGCAUGGUUUCGAAUACGGCAUCGUACCUGCGUUUGUGGGCUUUGAGUCUAGCUCACUCUGAACUGGCCACUGUGUUUUGGGAAAAGACGAUGUUGUCCACCAUCAAUAGCGACUCGUUCAUCGCGAUUUUCAUCGGUUUUGCCGUGUUCGCAGUGACAACGUUUGGUGUGAUCCUUGCCAUGGACGUGCUCGAGUGUUUCUUGCACGCGCUGCGUCUGCACUGGGUCGAGUUCCAGAACAAGUUUUACAAGGCCGACGGCUACAAAUUCCACCCGUUUUCAUUCAAGCAAACGAUCAAAGACUCGCAGCAGGUUUAG
This is a messenger RNA of Peronospora farinosa, 2610 nucleotides long. NCBI's taxonomy places the organism in Eukaryota, Oomycota, Peronosporomycetes, Peronosporales, Peronosporaceae. The record is from the annotation of a GenBank genome assembly.